CCUCUGCCCCUGCUGCCAUGAGUUGUGCGGAGGUGAUGUAUCACCCCCAGCCGUAUGGAGCGCCCCAGUAUCUGCCCAACCCUGUGGCAGCUGCAACCUGCCCCACAGCUUGCUAUCAUUCGGCUCCCCAACCUGGCCAGCAGAAGAAGUUAGCGGUAUACAGCAAGAUGCAGGACUCUCUGGAAGUCACCCUUCCCAGCAAACAAGAGGAGGAGGAGGAGGAGGAGGAUGAGGAGGAGGAGGAGGAGAAAGACCCGCCUGCCGAGAUGGAGUACCUUAACUCUCGAUGUGUCCUUUUCACUUAUUUCCAGGGAGACAUUGGGUCAGUAGUGGAUGAACACUUCUCAAGAGCUUUGGGCCAAGCCAGCACCUUCCAUCCAGAAUCUGCCAUUUCAAAAAGCAAGAUGGGGCUAACCCCCCUAUGGCGAGAUAGCUCAGCUCUCUCAAGCCCACGGAGUAGUUUUCCAACUUCCUUUUGGACCAGCUCCUACCAGCCCCCACCUGCACCCUGUUUGGGGGGAGUUCAUCCCGACUUCCAGGUCACUGCACCCCCUGGCACCUUUACUGCUGCAGAGCCCAGCCCCUGGCCAGGACAUGGCCUGCAUCAGACUGGCCCAGCCCCUCCCCCGCCCGUGUCUGAGUCCUGGCAUUAUCCCUUGGCAUCUCAGGUGAGCCCAUCCUACAGCCACAUGCAUGACGUGUACAUGCGGCACCACCACCCCCAUGCCCACAUGCACCACCGUCACCACCACCAUCACCACCACCACCACCACCCUGCUGCUGGCUCUGCCCUGGAUCCCUCAUAUGGGCCCCUGCUGAUGCCAUCAGUGCGAGCGGCCAGGAUUCCUGCUCCCCAGUGUGACAUCACAAAGACAGAUCCGACUACAGUCACCACUGCUACCUCAGCGUGGGCCGGAGCCUUUCAUGGAACAGUGGACAUAGUGCCAAGUGUGGGGUUUGACACAGGUCUGCAGCAUCAAGAUAAAAGCAAGGAAUCACCCUGGUACUGAAGCAUCCAGUGUUAGCAAGUCAGGCUGCAGCCUGAAUCCAAAGGCCCAUUGGAGAAAGAAGCCAUUGGGAUUUUCCAUUCCGCAAUGGGACACAAGAAACGUGGAAGGAGAAGCGGAAGUGGCAGGCAGUUUACUUUGGUUUUGAACCUUUUCUGGAGAAAGCAGAGUGGGUCCUAGUCAUUGAAGAAAAGCAGUUUUAAUUUUUCCCUCAUCUGAGCCUUUGUCAACUGUGCAACUCUUCCUUACUUUCUUGCUUUUACCAGUACUUGGGAUAGUUUUUGUGUCAUUUUUUUUUUCCAACUGGCCACCUUGUCAGGAAAAGAUGAACCACAAAUGAAAAUGUUCAUUCUUUCAGGAAUACAAUUUUGUAGUUCUGUGUGCAUCUAUUUUUGUAGAAAUACAGAAAGUUUGGUUUAGCAUUGAUGGGCUAUUUUGGGGGGAUGUAUUUUUUUUAAUAUUGUAACAAUUGUUGAGUUCUGUUUAAAGAACUUGAUCUCAGAGAAGCACUGGCAAAAAUGUUUAAAUGCUUAUCUUUCAAAUGUGUGAUAUGUUCCUGUCUGUGCUUUCUAGGUUACCUCAAGUGUUCAGUAUUUUUCCUUUCAACAAAAGUAGCUAUACCACAGCCAAACCAAUGCAGUAUUGUUUUUACAUUAAACCUCAGUGAAGAUUUAAUUCCAUGCUAGCUCACUUAGUUUUGAGUGAUAUAUAUAACUUGGAAAGGGAGAUUUUUUUUUUUUUGGUCAGGGGGUGGAGCACACUAAAGAAAGAGUAUUUCAUUACUUUGAUUUCUCCCAAAGAGUCCUUAGAAGUUGACUAAGAAGAAAGUUUGCACAAACUUUCAGUUAGAUGGAAAGUUUACCUAUAGUACACUCCUCUUUUUAGUCCAUCCAACUUUGAUAAAUCAAACCAGAAUUUUAAUACAACUACUUAUACUGGGAUAAAAUACAUUUAACCAUGAGAUCUGUAUGUGCCAGUGACUUAUUUUCUGUGUUUCUUAUUACUCAUUAGUGGCAAUUUCAAAAGUUAUUUUUAAGUGAUUUUUUUUUCCUGGAGUUUGAAGUAAUAAUAUCUAGAAAGAUACUAGAUAUAUCACAAAGCCCUGUCUAUUUCUGAUCAUGCCACUCAUCAUUGCAAAUUGGAAAAAAAUCUAUAUGCAAUAUUUUCAAUAGCAUUGUGCAAGCCAUUUUUUGUUAUUGUUCAAAUUUAGUUUUGUUUCAAUCCUUUUAAAAAUUUAGGACAAAAUAAAAUUUAUAUUGGGAUUAUUAUGUUGAUACCACAGUUACUGAAAUUGGGCUAAAAUUUUUAAAUUUGAGGAUUCAAUUUGAUGUGGCCCUCAGGAUCUAACUAAAAUUUUAAAGUAAAGAUUAUCAUUAUGACACUAUUAGAGAAAGAUUAGGAUUAAGAAGUUGGAAGUUAUUGAUAAUGUAAGGAAUUUAAAGACAAAAUUCUCUCCUCUUUUCAACUGCUUUCAGGGCUUCAUAUAAAAAGUCAAUGUAAUAUAGGUGUUUUCAUUUGAUAAAAAGUUUCUCAAGUUUCUCCUAUCUCUCUCUACCAACAAGAAAUCACAUUUUCAGUGAAGUGAUACUAGCAUCUUUAGUUGCAUUUAUAAUAUGUGUGAAUAAACAUUGACAAGACAACAUGCUUAGGUAGACAGAGUUCUCAUAUGUAAUUUUCAAAUAUUAUCUUGGCUAUGUUUUGUGCAUUAGUCUUCUUUCCUGAUGCAUUCUUUGACUUGUAAACCUGUAUACUCUUUUGUAUUCUCAUCACUCCGUAUUUUGCUUCUUCUCAACAAUAUACACAGUUUUACCAAUGUGAAGUCCAAACUUGAAGAAACUUCCACUCACUUAUAAUAUAAACUUCACUUUCCAGGGAAGUGGCUUGAUUAAACUAUGUACAUUUUGACCUAUAAUUUGAUUUGAUGCAAUUUUUUUUUUUUGUAAUCUGCCAAAUAUGUGGAGCACACAGUUUGAUGAAUCUAUACAAUUUAUUUUGUCUUGAGUUCUCUGAGUUUUCGAAAACAAAGCAUUCAGUAGUUCCCAUGGGAUGACUCACUGGGGAUUAUUUAUUUACCUCCUCUUCCCUUGGAAUCUAUUAACUUCCUUUGCAAUUUCUCUUAGAACAGUGUCAUACUUGAACUCAUUCAGAUCAUUCAAUUGGAUUUUCUCAAUUAAGAAGAGGGGAAAAAAGCAUUAACUCUUUGCUUCUUUCCUUUGUCUCCAUUGAAUUGAAUUGAAAGAGUAACAACUGGCUUCAUCCUGAUUUUAGACUUUGUUCUAUGUCCCUCUGUUAACUAUGGACAAAACAUUUCUUGGCUGUGGCGACCUGAGAAAAUGAAGAACCCCAAUUCUUUUUUACAUCAGAAAAUUUCCAUCAAUAAGCUAUCUCAUUGAGAACAGGAUCAGGUAUUGUUAGCACACUGCCACCAAAUUUGAGUAGAAAGAGGCAGAGCCUACUUACAAAUUCUCUUAAUUGUUUGGCAUCCCUUAGUCCUGCCAUGUCACCAUUACUACCAGAAGUUAUAAAACAGGAUAGUUUGUAAUUUAGCACAAUAAUCUGAAUUUCCUUUACAUUUAACAUGCUAUCAUUUUCUAGGUCUGUUUUUCUCCCAUCAAAAUGCUACAGUUGAACUUAUAGGUUUCUAAAUUACUUUACUGAAGGCUAUCAGUGGUCUCCCUAACUUGACUUAGACCCUUGAAUCUUUUACAAAGGAUGCUCCACUGAAACUAUCUAAAACUCCUAAGAAGUAAAUACUGGAAAAUCUUCUCAUUUAUUCUCAAUCUAAUCUGUGCUUCCAUCACUAAAUUGCCAGGAGCUAAGAAACAACAUAAUGUUGGCAAGUUAGGAUCCUAACAAGAGAUGUGAUGCUUCAUUGUUAAUUUGAAAAGAGACUGUGCAAACUUUUUAAAAACCAGUAUGUUUUCUUAGAUCAGCCACCCUCUCUUAACUGUCUGCUUUAAUUUUUCUCUUACUCUUUGAUCAUAAGUUUAUUUAUAUUAUGCUAAGCAAAAAUGGCCAAGAUUGUUCAAAAAAUGUACAAAAUGAGAAUUAGUGAAUUGCAAAUAAUUAAGGAAUUGAUUUCUUUGACUUUAUAACAUUUGAAAAGAACUAUAGACACUGUUAUAAAUGAUACCCUUAAGGUGGUCAUUAUUUAUUAUGCCAAUAAUGUUUGCCCAUUUUUAUCCUGAGAUUUGCAGAAUAUGUGACAGAAUCUAGUCUUUGAGUUUCUGUCUGGCUUGACAUUGUAUUUGUAAUUUAAAGUUGUAAUCUCAACUGUAUUUUAAGAAGCUACAUUCUAUUCCUCAGUGUCCUUUUGUUAAAUAGUAUUUGCUGAAUUAAGCCACUGGGAGCAGUGGCAUUAAGUGGUGGAAAAGGAAAGUACACAUGUUUGAGUUUUGAGUGGGAGAUGAGUAGGGAACAGAAUAAGUUAAUGGAAGAAAGUUUGGAUAUUAGGCCAUUCUUUGAAUUCUGGCUUAGCCACAAUGUAAUGUGUGAUUUGGGACUUCACUUAUUUACCUCUUAAGUAAAAUGGGAUACUGAUUCCUAACAGGCUGCAGAAGUGGUAAAUCAUACAUAUAUAAAAAUAAAAGCUGGCUCACAUUAUGUGCUCAACAAAUGACAGCUUCCAAAAAAUGUCCAUGAGUUGAGUAAUUAAGUCAUUAAAUUGACCUGCCAAAUGUCCCUUAUCUUUACUUUCCAUAUGCAUUUCUGUGGCAACAAAAUAGAUACAUGACUGCUUUUCUGAAGGCCCAACUUGGAGUUUUCUCACAUAUUUCAAAAUGUUAUUCAUCUAGGGUCCCUAUAUAUUGCUAUCUCCAAAAUUAAGAGGACAGUGACAUUAAAUCAUGAAAGUUUAUGUUUUUCAGUUAUGUUUUGAGUUUAUUUGGCACCUGGAAUAAGAACGUGUCAUCUGAAGUUAUCCAAGUUUUUCUUUUUUUUUUUUUUUUUUAAUUUGCCUUGGAGGAAAAGUUGCAAAAUAUGGUGGAAAAUAUAUCCCCCCAUGAACUCAUGAAAAGGAGGGGGAAAACAACCCUUUACAAUCUCAGUCAGCAAAUUUAUUCUACUUGAGAAAAAAAGAAACAACUUUAUUGGAAGCAGAUGUUGACACUGUGUCAGUUAUUGAAGAUGGAAAGAGUUCACUCGAACCAUUGCAGUUACAAAGGGUAUUGAUGGCAGUUAGAAUCCCUGUGAUGAAUCUCCUUCACAGCUGACAGGACAGUAGAAACUAUGGGACCAAAAUGAAAUCAGCCUGCCAAUUUUAAUGGACAGGACCAUAAAGACUCAGAUUUUUUUUUCCUCCCAGCAGGAUAAAAGAUAUAUAUAUAUAUAUAUAUAUAUCUUUCAGAAAAUAUAAGACUUGUUUGAGAGAGAAAUUAUAGUUUACUCUCUAGAAACAUUGAAAGGCUUGAGAACUCUUUCAAUCCAUUAUCAAGGCAUUAAAAAUGUGGCUAAAAUGUUUUUAGAAAAAUUAGGAUCAUGUUUUGAUCCAAAAUUUAUGUUGAAAAUGAAUAUAUAAGCUAUAAAAGAGUUGGGUGACUUUGGUGAUGGGGAUAUAAGUGGCAUCUGCAAGGAAACCUCAAUCUCAACAGCUUCAAAAGGUUAAUGUCUUGGUUAUGUGGUCAUAGAGAGCAGUCAAAGAACAGAUUUUUUUUUAGAAGUUUGCAUUAAGAGUUUUCUUUUAGUGGUUUCUGGGGAUUUUAAACCUUUAGAGUAGCCAUUAUUGCUAAAUGUCCUAAUUUUCUUAUUUCCAUUGUGCUUUUUUGUUUGCUUGAAAACUAUUUUUAUGAUUUCAAAUAAUCAAACUAAUAUUCACUUGAAAUCUCAAGAUUAAUUUGAUUUAAUAAAUUUAUGUAAAUCUCUUAAAAUUCCAUGAAAUUCUAAUACAUUUAAGUAUCAUUCACCAAUUCCUUUGUCUAAGGACACCUUCUUGAAAAAGGCAGGUCAUCAUCAAUUAUCUUCCUUUUUAACAAUUUCUGGACUACUAAAUUUAGGUCUAAGAAUAAUUUUUUUAGAAUACAAGACUCUUUAGUUAGUUGUUCGGUAUAUGCAUAAGAUGUGAAGGUUUCUAUUGAUCUCUUUAUACUAAUAGAGUUGUACAUUUUCUAUGCUGCGGCUACAGCAAAAGUUAAUGGUUAUUUACACACUUGAUUUAAUUUCUUAGGAUAUGUACAAUCUUAAAUAUUCUAUCUGAUUUUAAAAUAUUCCAUUCAGUUUUUUUUCAGGAUAUACAAUAUAGGGAAAUGUUUUCAUGUGAAUUAUUUGUAUAAUUUUAAAGUGCAUAUAUUUAAAGGGGAAAUAUGGAGUAAAUUUGGUAUUGCAUAAACAUAGGUAAAGUCAAAUUUUUCAUAGAGGAAAAAAAUACACAGUAUGCUACACUUUAUUUUAUUCACUUGAUUAGGUAAUCUGAAAACUCAUAACAAAAAUAUUAUCUUAUGGCAUUGAAAUACAUUCAAAUCCAGAUUUGUUAGUUUUGUCAGAAAUUAUCCUACCUUAAUUAUACCUGAUUUCAGAGAGAAAAAUUAACUAAUAUUAGUUAUGCUGUCAUUCUUAAUUAACAAAAAUAUAUAAUUCAUAAAACUCUUGGCUUUAUAAAAUAAUUAUGAAAUCAUAUGUUUUGUUUCUUUGUGGGAGGUUGGGGAAGAGACUUUUUCAUUUCUAUUUGCUCCUUAAAUGCAGGACUCAUACCUAUGUGUCAAAGAUAUAAAAUGAUGGAAAUUUUUGUAAUGAAAACAGAUGUCAUUAUCUUCAAUUUGUUCAAUAAAUAAUUUAAUGUAAAUUUAACGUUUA
This is a messenger RNA of Marmota monax (woodchuck), 6794 nucleotides long. It is a transcript of the gene Vgll3, whose product is annotated as vestigial like family member 3. Bases 18 to 1010 code for a protein of 330 amino acids. Gene Ontology annotation, biological process: regulation of transcription by RNA polymerase II. The record is from RefSeq and is a predicted model, not a curated record. The transcript is spliced from 4 exons. Gene Ontology annotation, cellular component: nucleus. NCBI's taxonomy places the organism in Eukaryota, Metazoa, Chordata, Mammalia, Rodentia, Sciuridae.